AUGCCAUCUCGAUUUCCACCCGUACUCUUCUGCACACCAAAAGAAUUGGGUGGUUUAGGUAUGCUAUUCAUGGGCCGUGUUUUUAUACCACAAUCUGAUCUUCGAUGGUCAAAACAAACCGAUGUUGGCAUCACACAUUUUUGUUCGGGGAUGAGUCACAACGAAGAUCAACUUAUUCCAAAUUUAUAUCGUUAUAUUAUGCCACGGGAAGCUGAAUUCAUCGAUUCACAACGUGUUUGGACUGAAUAUGCACUCAAACGACAAGAAGCGAUUACACAAAAUAAACGUUUAACAUUAGAAGAUCUUGAAGAUACAUGGGAUCGAGGCAUUCCACGUAUUAAUACUCUAUUUGAAAAAGAUCGACAUGCACUUGCUUAUGACAAAGGAUGGCGUGUACGAACUGACUUCAAACAAUAUCAGAUUCUCAAACAAAAUCCAUUUUGGUGGACCCAUCAACGACACGACGGAAAAUCAUGGAAUUUAAAUAACUAUCGUACCGAUAUGAUUCAAGCAUUGGACGGUGUCGAAGGCAUUCUUGAACAUACACUUUUUAAAGGGUUUGUUAUCGAAAUUGUAUUUUCUGAUGCUUUGACAUUUUCUAGUUUAGAACAAUCUAUGCGUUGGAAAAAACUAACCAAUGCUCAACGUUCGGGUUUAAAUCAGAUUCCAAAUCGUCGUUUUACAUUAUGGUGGAGUCCGACAAUUAAUCAUGCUAAUAUCUACGUUGGUUUUCAAGUCCAACUCCAUUUAACGGGUAUAUUUAUGCACGGAAAAAUUCCAAUUCACGAAAGUGUUGUUACGGAUCAUUGUCAAAUUUUCGAUCAAGAAUUGGAUGCAUUAGAAGUCGAAACUGUAUCGGCGUUCACAAACCACGAUAUUCUCCUAUUUGCUGCCUAUAAAUGGAAUAUCAGUAAACCAUCAUUAUUAGCUGAUUCGAAAGAUGUUAUCGACAAUACAACAUCUAAAAAAUACUGGUUCGAUGUUCAAUUACAUCGGGGUGAUUAUGAUUCACAUGAUGUUGAACGUUAUGCUCGUGACAAAUUUCUUGACUAUACAACAGACAACAUAUCAAUUUAUCCAUCGGCCACAGGUGUCAUGAUUGGCAUUGAUUUAGCAUAUAACUUACAUAGUGCAUUUGGCAAUUGA
Rotaria socialis is the source of this 1146-nucleotide messenger RNA. The record is from the annotation of a GenBank genome assembly. NCBI's taxonomy places the organism in Eukaryota, Metazoa, Rotifera, Eurotatoria, Philodinida, Philodinidae.